Molecule: messenger RNA, 5430 nt
Organism: Anthonomus grandis grandis
Lineage: Eukaryota; Metazoa; Arthropoda; Insecta; Coleoptera; Curculionidae
Product: ATP-dependent helicase brm-like
Exons: 27
Coding region: 195-4820 (1541 amino acids)
Biological process (GO): positive regulation of transcription by RNA polymerase II
Cellular component (GO): nucleus
Molecular function (GO): ATP-dependent chromatin remodeler activity; histone binding; ATP binding
Source: RefSeq, a predicted model, not a curated record
CGCUUUAUUAAGUGAAGUGACGGCUGUCACUAAUGUCACUCGCCGCAUCCCUUGUGAAGUUGCUAAUUAGCUGACAGCUAAUUUUCCAAUUUUUUAUUUGUAAUUAUUUAUCAAUUAUUACCUUUUGUACGCCCUUUUUAUGUCUGGUUUUUUACUUUGAGUGCGACAAAGGAGUGCAACAAUACUAGCCUGAUAUGGCUAGUCCAUCCCCAACAAACAGUCCAAUGCCCCCGCCUCAGGCUCCGAGCCCCAUGGGGGUGCCUCCUUCUCAAAGUCCCUCCCCGGCACCCCCAAGUCCGUAUCCACCGCAAGGAGCUCCUCCGCCCCAGCAGGGACCUCCACCAGGGACAGGCCAUCAACAGUAUGGGGGCUAUUCACCGCAUGGACCUCCUCAGGGAGGACCUCCUGAUGGGCCUCCGCAUCCAGGUCCUCAUGGCAUGCAAGGCCCGCCUCAUCCACAAGGGUAUCCUCAAAAUCAUCAAGGAUGGCCUCCACAUCAAGGAAACCCUCCGCCACAAGGACAUGGCCCACCACAAGGUCCGCCUCCUCCACAGGGUCAUCCGCCUCAGGGACCCCCCGCUGGUCAUCCCCAGCAUCCUGGUCAAGGUGGUGGUCACCCACCAUCACACCAAGGCCACUCUACAGUUAUGCCUCCUCAGGGAUACCCACCUCAUCCACAACAACCACCGCCGGGUCAGUAUCCGCCUCCGCACGCUGUCGUACCCAAUCAGCAGCAUCCUGGUGCCCCACCACAACAUGGCGGCAUACCGCCCCAGGGAUACCAGGGACAUCCUGGAUAUCCGCAGCAGGGAAGACAAAAUCCAGCUUCACCGGGGCCUCCGCAGCCCUCCCCAACACAAAUGGGUCAACCGCCAAGACCUACCGGACCGACUGCAGACAAUCUAAACGCUCUACAAAAGGCUAUUGAUACCAUGGAAGAAAAGGGAAUGCAAGAUGAUCAAAGGUACUCCCAACUGUUGGCUUUAAGAGCGAGAACUACCCAGGCCCAAAACAGUGCCGUUCUUAACGCCAUACAGAUGAACCAGCUGAGAAAUCAAAUUAUGGCUUGGAGAUGUUUGUCUAGGAAUCAGCCAAUACCGCAUAAUAUUUUAAUGGGGUUGCAGGGUAAAAGACCGGAUGGUGGUCCACAGUUUCCGACACCUCCGUCGAGUCCAUUACAAGCGGGACAGCCUGGCGAUCAGCAGCAAGGGGGAGAGGGUCAACCUCAAGAUUCCAAUAAAACCGGAUCGGCCCAACAAAGAACUCAAUCGGGUCAGUUAUUGCCAGCGAAACAAACCAGAAUCACGACCAUGCCGAAGCCCUGCGGCAUUGAUCCGAUCGUGUUACUGCAAGAAAGGGAAAAUAGGGUAGCUGCAAGAAUUGCCGCCAGAAUCGAACAAGUGAUUAAUCUUCCAUCGGACAUCAGCGACAAACUAAGACUACAAGCGCAAAUCGAACUGAGAGCUUUAAGGUGUCUCAACUUCCAAAGGCAACUGAAAAGCGAGAUUUUGAGUUGUAUCAGGCGAGACACGACGUUGGAAACCGCGGUCAACAUUAAGGCGUACAAAAGGACAAAGAGGCAGGGACUUAGGGAGGCUCGGGCUACCGAGAAGCUGGAAAAGCAACAGAAGUUGGAGGCGGAGCGGAAACGGCGCCAAAAGAACCAAGAGUUUCUUAAUUCGGUACUGCAACACGCCAAGGAGUUUAAGGAGUUUCAUAAGGCCAAUCAAGCGAAAAUUGCCAAAGUUAAUAAGGCUAUCCUCAACUAUCACGCUAACGCGGAACGGGAGCAGAAGAAGGAGCAAGAAAGGAUCGAAAAAGAACGUAUGCGAAGGCUCAUGGCAGAAGAUGAAGAGGGUUACCGAAAACUUAUCGAUCAAAAGAAAGAUAAACGUCUGGCGUUCCUUCUCUCUCAAACCGACGAAUACAUCGCUAGUUUAACGGAGAUGGUGCGACAACAUAAGGAAGAACAAGCCCACAAGAAACGGGAGGAGGAACGAAGAAAGAAGAGGCAACAGCGAAUGCAAGAGCCGGAUAGAAAGGUUACCGUUCAAGAAUCGGCAACUGGUAAAAAAUUAAAGGGUGAAAAUGCGCCCACCUUUAGAGAACUACAGGAGUGGCUCAAGGCCCACCCUGGCUGGGAGAUGAUCGAUACAGAUGACGAGGACGAUGAAGAUGAGUCCAAAGAAGGUAAAGAGGGCGAAGGCGAAGAGGACGCUGCUAAAGAAAUAAUUAAAAAGGCCAAGGCGGAGGACGACGAGUACCAAAGGAACGCGAAAGAGGAACAGACUUAUUACUCGAUUGCUCAUACCGUUCACGAGAUGGUUACCGAGCAAGCGUCUAUUUUGGUCAAUGGCAAAUUGAAGGAAUACCAAAUUAAAGGUCUUGAAUGGUUGGUUUCUUUAUACAACAACAAUCUGAACGGAAUCCUGGCCGACGAGAUGGGUCUCGGCAAAACCAUCCAAACAAUCGCCCUAAUUACUUACCUGAUGGAAAAGAAAAAAGUGAACGGACCGUUUUUGAUUAUCGUGCCUUUGUCCACCAUGUCAAACUGGAUGUUGGAGUUUGAAAAGUGGGCACCCUCUGUACAGGUGAUUUCCUAUAAAGGAACCCCGGGCAUCAGAAGGACACUGCAGAGCCAAAUGAGAGCGGCCAAAUUUAACGUGCUCGUCACAACUUACGAGUACAUCAUAAAAGAUAAAAGUGUCUUAUCGAAAGUGCCUUUUAAAUACAUGAUAAUCGACGAGGGUCACCGAAUGAAAAACCACCACUGUAAACUGACCCAAGUUUUAAACACCCACUAUUUGGCGCCGCACCGUUUACUCUUAACCGGUACCCCACUGCAAAACAAAUUGCCCGAGUUGUGGGCCCUAUUAAAUUUCCUUCUACCGUCGAUUUUCAAGAGUUGUUCCACCUUCGAACAGUGGUUUAAUGCACCGUUCGCUACCACCGGCGAAAAGGUUGAAUUGAACGAAGAAGAAACGAUCCUGAUCAUUCGACGUCUGCAUAAGGUCCUAAGGCCCUUCUUGCUCAGACGUUUGAAGAAGGAAGUUGAAUCUCAACUGCCCGAGAAAGUCGAGUACAUCAUCAAGUGCGAUAUGUCCGGAUUGCAAAAAGUUUUAUAUCAACACAUGCAGAGCAAAGGAGUUUUGCUUACCGAUGGGUCGGAAAGGGGACAUGCCUCUCGAGGAAAAGGCGGUUCAAAAGCUCUAAUGAACACAAUCGUCCAGCUAAGGAAAUUAUGUAACCAUCCCUUUAUGUUUCAAAAUAUCGAGGAAAAGUAUUGUGAGCACGUCGGAAUACCGGGCGGCAUUAUGACCGGACCCGACACGUUCAGGGCUUCCGGUAAGUUCGAACUGCUCGACCGUAUAUUACCGAAACUGAAAAUCACGAACCACAGGGUGCUGCUCUUCUGUCAAAUGACCCAAUUGAUGACUAUUAUGGAGGACUACUUGAAUUGGAGGGGAUACAAGUACUUGAGGCUGGAUGGUACUAUUAAAGCGGAGGAUAGAGGAGACUUGCUAAAAAAAUUCAACGAAAAGGACAGCGAAUAUUUCUUGUUCUUGUUAUCUACAAGGGCCGGAGGUUUGGGUUUGAACCUGCAAACCGCAGAUACUGUUAUCAUUUUCGAUUCGGAUUGGAAUCCUCAUCAGGAUUUGCAAGCCCAAGAUCGUGCCCAUCGUAUUGGCCAAAAGAACGAAGUAAGAGUGCUGCGUCUAAUGACGGUCAAUUCGGUCGAGGAGCGAAUUUUAGCCGCCGCAAAAUACAAAUUGACCAUGGACGAAAAAGUAAUUCAAGCGGGCAUGUUCGAUCAAAAAUCCACCGGAUCCGAACGGCAACAGUUUUUGCACGCCAUUUUACAUAACGACGGAAAUGACGAGGAGGAGGAAAACGAGGUGCCAGACGAUGAAACUGUUAAUCUCUGGUUAGCUAGAAACGAAGAGGAGUCGAUCCUGUUCAACAAAAUGGACUUGGAAAGAAAAGAAGAGGAAGAUAGGACAGGCAUGGUCCAUCGGUUGAUUCAAGAGGAAGAGCUACCCGACUGGCUUGUUAAGGAGGAUGAUGAAGUAGACACCUGGAGGUUUGAAGACGAAGAUGUAAUCUUAGGCCGUGGGUCCAGGCAAAGAAAGGAAGUCGACUACGCGGACAGUUUAACCGAAAAAGAGUGGUUAAAGGCCAUCGACGAAGAUGGCGAUUACGAUGACGAAGAGGACGAGGAAGAAGAGAAGGCCAAACAGAAAAGACGCGGUAGAAAACGCAGGAAGCGGGACGAUUCGGAUGACGACGAGACCCCGCAAAAGAGGAAAAGAAAAGUUCCGGGUUUGGCGAGCGAGGCGAAGAUGAGGAGGAGGAUGAAGAAGUUGAUGAGCGUCGUCAUUAAUUACAAUGACAGGGACGAGAGACAGCUUAGUGAGCAAUUCAUGAAACUGCCCAACAGGAAGGAGUAUCCCGAGUAUUAUCAAGUCAUUAAGAAGCCCAUUGAUAUAAAUAAAAUCUUGCAGUAUAUCGAUGAUGGAAAGUAUUCGGACAUUAACGAUCUGGAAAGGGACUUUAUGCAACUUUGCCAUAAUGCGCAGAUUUUUAAUGAAGAAGCCUCCUUAAUUCAUGAGGACAGCAUUGUUCUACAAUCGGUAUUCUCAAAUGCCCGCGCCAAACUGGAGGAUAACAACUCGGACGAGGACGAUAGAAAUGGUUCGGAUGAAGAGGUGGAACCGACCCCGAAGAAGCGGAAGGAAAAAGAGCCGAAAGAGAAGAGAAAACGAGGCAGGCCAAAGAGGUCCGUUAAGAAAUACGUGUCGGACGAAGACGAUGACGAUUAGGGGAUUCAUUAGAUAAGGGUUUUCCGUUUAGUUUGAGUAAGAAUACGUUUAGGUAGUAAGCACCAAACCGAGGAGAAAAAAAACACUUUUUAGAGCAGUAGUUGGCUGUGCUACUAGGCAGCCACUAGGAAGUUUAAUAUAUUUUUUUUUUUAAAUGGGCCGAAUUGGCUAAAUCAGUUUAACUUAUUGGGCCUAUUAUGCUUAAGAAUAAAAGUAAUGUUUUUUCCAUUAGUUACGCAGGGCAAGUAUUUAUUUUACACUUAAAAUAUAACACCAAUAAUAGUAUCAUCUAGGCCUUAGAUAAGUUCCUAGCCGCCGAAGCCUUAUAUUCACAUUUAAUAUCAGACUUGCAGUAAAACAUAAUUACUACUCAUAAAAUAAUGCUUAAAUCGUGUUUUUUGUUGUUUCAAGAUAUUUCUUACUUAAUGUGUAUAUUUUGCCUUAACUAUUCAUUGCAUUAUAUAAUCCCACAUUAUCGAGGUUUGAUUGUAUUUAAAGUCACAUCUGCCAUGUACGUGGACCUUUUUUAAUCUAUAUAUAUCUUGCUAUUGUUAAAGUGUUGGUAAUUGGGGUAGCAAUAGUAAUAAAAUAUAGCGAACGUAUACGGAGA